CCAGUGCCGCUCGCUCGUGUCAGGGCCCCAAUGUCCCCCUCAAAACCCGGUGUGUCCAGCGCCUGAGGGUCUAAAUGAGCUUCCAGCCGAGAAGGGAGGGGUUGAGGUGUAGGUUCCCUCCGCUUGGCAGCAGCAUAAGAUUUUUUAAUUCUGCUCUGAGCACAACAGGAGCCUACGAAGACCUGUGCUAAUUGGAAGACCUGUACUUCAAGCCCAGCAGGGAACGUUGUGGUCUUACUUCCACUCAUUUUCCUGCUUCUGAGUCUCCCAAUUUACCAAGCCUCCCUUCAGAGCUGCUUUUAUGCUUCAGGCAGCGACCUCCCCCUGUGGCUCUUAGUUCUUGUCCUCACUUGCUCUUCUCUGUGGGCGCAGGUGGGGCGGCUGUGGCAGCUCAGUCGUCCUGGGUACUGAUGGAGCUCCCCCUCAGCAAGACGGAUUCUCAGGGUCUCAGGAGAUGCCACGGGUCCCUCUGGACCUUCUGGAGCACCGAGGCCACCUUGACCUUCAUGGUGGGAUAUGUGGAUUCUACAGGACCUGCCAUGCUGUUGGAGACUGAAGGAAGGGCCUGGAAAUCACCAACUUCUCAGACUCCAGUCCCCGGCUCUACCUCUUCUGCCGCACGUCACCAUGGCAGGAUCUCUUGGCGCUUCGUGUGGUCCGAGGGCAGAACUUACAGUGCUGGAGAUCAACCAGGAGCUGCACUUAGAGCUGACCAAACAGAAGCAGGACUUCCGAGAUCUCACCCAGAAAUUCCUUGUAUGCCAAGCUACUACCUACUGCCUGGCCAACCAGCUGCAGAAAUACAAGUGUGAAGAGUACAAGGACAUCAUUGAAUCCGUGCUGGGGGAGAAGCUGCAGUUCCGGGUGGUGAAGUUGGCAGAGCAGCUGGCAGAGAAGCUGGCAGAGAAGCCAGUGCUAGCUGACGAGAGGUUCAGGGAAUACGAUACCCUAAUUUGCUCUCAGGCACGAGAGCUGACCCAGUUACGGCAGAAAUUAUGGGACGGGAGAGAAGACUCUAUCCUGCUCAUUCAACAACUCAGGGACGUCCUCACCCACAAUGACCUUGACAACAACCCGGGCCAGGGCUUCCGAGAGCAGCUGACCGAGGGAUGCAGGCUGGCAGAGCGCCUUGCCCGCAAGCUCAGCCCAGAAAUUCAUGAAGAUGAGGAAGAUGAACUAGAAGAAGAAACACUCACCCCCAGCAUUGAGCAAGAGGAGUUGGAGGAGGAGUUGCUCCAAGAGUCCCAGGAUGAAUGUGUUUUGAAUCCCUCAGUUCUCCAAGAAGGAUCUGACUGCAACCGGCUAGACAGUGAAGGCAACUUGCCAUUUGAUGAAGAGAAAGUCAGCCGUGCUCCGGAUGUAGCUGGUGCUUGCUCCCAUGUUGCAGAAGAUCCAAUUCCAGCUGACCUCCCAGAAAAUCAGAAUGAGUGUGACGAAGCAGCUGGACAAGAGGCAGUGUCCCCCAGCAUGGAUCUACUGGAGGUUCAGAAUGACGACGUGCUCCAGGAGUCCCGCGAUGAAUGUGUUUUGGCGCCUUCCAUUCACCAGGAAGGUUCUGACUGCUAUGAGAAGUGCAUUGAUGGAAAAUUUGCAUUUCCUGAACAGAAAGUGCUGUGUGCUCUGGAGGUAGCCUGUGGUUCCUCGCAUGUUAAAGCAGAUGCAAUUGGAACUGACUUCCCAGGUAGUCUGCAUGAUCUUUGCUCCGCACAAUCUGUCUUGUCUCGGAGAAUUCGUUGUCAUGUGUGUAACAGUCCUGUUAAUUCAUUUACAGAAAACCAAAAUGAUCAAGAUGGGGUGAAAGGAGUAGAGCCAACUAUCUGCAGGCUCAGCACGGAGCUGCCGCAGAUGGUAGAGGAUGACAUCCCACGGCACUCAGUGGAGGAGUCCUAUUUGACUUACUCAGCUCUUCCUGACCUGUCAGACUCCUUCUGGCCUUAUAGGAGCACUGCCAUCUACUCAUUUGAGGGAUUGGAACUCUCUUAUGCUCGGGAUGUCACCAAAAAUCAUACUGUUCUUGAGGAAGAAGAGGAACAAGACCAAAUAUGUUCCAGCGCACCUGACCCCAGAAGGCUCAGUAGUGAGCAGCCGGUGGUAGAAGAGAAUGAAGGCCCACAGGACUCACUGGAUGAAUGUUAUUUGACCAGUUCUGUUGGCCAUGACCUGUCAGACUCCUGUAGGCCUGACAGAGGUGCCUCAUUCCCUUGGGACCAACAGGGAGUCUUCUCAGCGCUUGCUGUACAUGGUGACUCCUGGGAGGACCGUCGCCAAGGGCCUUUGAGUUUCCAAGGGUCAGAGAUGGAAGCUUCACAAGCACAACUGCAGACAAGCACCCAGGUGACCCAUCACCUGCAGCUGCAGCGGGACCAGCAGUUUGACUGUGGUGACGGCAACGCCAGGCUCGGCCUUCCCUCCACCGUGUGGGGCUUCACAGCCAACACUGAGUUUGGAGACCAAGGGCUGCCCCUGCAAGAGCUGGGUUUGGAUGCUUCCAUCGGAAUGAAGAUCCCUCCCAAGGUGGAGGGCGAGGGCUCAGCUACCAGCCAGCAUGAACGUCAAGUCUCUAGCAACAGUAAUGCCUCCAGUGUCCUGAAGCAGAAGAUUCUGCGAAGAAAACUGCUGCGCAGCAAGUGGAGAAUAGCAUGCAGGUUCCCUGGCCUUCAAGCGUAGGGGACAGAGCACCAGCCUCGGGCUCCCCCUUCAGCCCCUCCUCUCAAGAGGAUCCCAGCCUGCUCCUGACUCUUGUCACCAUGUGGUCAUCCCUCCAGGCUCAGCCGUCAGCAGAACCCAACGAAGACCCACAUUUGAUCCCUCUGUCUCUCUCUCUGUCCCUCUCUCUAUCUCUCCUAUGUCUCUCCAUCUCUCCCCUGUCUCUCUUUCACAGUUAACGCAUUAUUUUCGGUACUCUGAAAAGAUUUUGCCAAUUUGAAGAAACCACAUCAUCAAAUUUACCUUUCCCACUAGAUGUAAACUAUCUGCAACAGAAAAUCCGGUUAAAGUCCAAACUGAACACUGCAGGGAUGCUUUGCUGAGAAUCAACAUCACAAUCACCAGCCACAAUCCAUGAUUUUUACUCCAAAGGACUGAUUUGAUGGGAGAAAUCCCAGGCAUCAGUCCCCAAAUGUGACCCAGUGCUAAGGAGACCAGUGCUUUGCUGGAUGCACAGCUGUGAGAGACUUUAACACUUGCUUCUCUGAAUUGCCAUCCUGCACACACUGGCAUCUGGAGCAGCUGGAAGAAGGCAACAUGUCAGCCUGGACAAUCUUUGCCACCAGAUGGGCUGUGCUCGGUGCAGGUGCCAUUAACCAUGCAGUGUCCGUGCUGAAAAGGUUUCGCUUGAGUUUCGUCAUGAGGCAGUUAUCAGACAACUGCAGAAUCUACACCACUGAACAGGACAACUGGCCUGUCUUUUUGAAACAGGCAGUGCCUCCACAAAUUAGAUGACAGAAAGGAGAAGAGAUGUUUUGGGUUCCAAAGAACUAAAGAGAUUGUGCUGCUAUAUUUCUUUAGUCCUUUUGAACCCAAACCCUCUCCUCACCUUUCUGUGGUUGUCUUUAAUGGUGGUGACAUUGACUUGUGUGCAGAACACAGGUCAGUCGUCUGGCUCAAAGGUCUACAUUCUGCAGUUGUCUGACCCCUUCCUCAUCAUUAAACUCAGGCCAACCCGUCUGCCAAUGAUGCCACUUACUGAACGCUGUUUGCUUCCUGGCACAGCCCCUCUGGAGAGUAAGCACGUCCACUUUGCGUGUCACCACUCUUGUCCUCUUAGCAUUGAACACUUCGUCAUGGAGGCAGGAGCCAGUGAGAUCCGUUCAUUGGAACACACGUUUCUCUGUGUAGAGUCAGUGAUUUGAUGAGUAGUUCUCUGAGAGUGAAUAAAUAUCUUAUUCUAUGAUUGUCAUUCUCUAAACUGUUGCCAUCCCUGAUCGAUCCCCGAUGUGUGUCAAUUACCAUAUUUGUGUUUGUGAAGCAGAAAUUUUCCAGUGCAGUCAUUCUGUUCAUUUGUACUGCUGGCGUUGUGCUGUGGAAAAGACAAUCCCUACCCCUUCCAUUUAAGUAAAAGUUCUUUGGGGUUUUACUGUGA
Camelus dromedarius (Arabian camel) is the source of this 4081-nucleotide messenger RNA. Its product is annotated as neuroblastoma breakpoint family member 4-like. The coding region runs from base 517 to 2667 and encodes 716 amino acids. The transcript is spliced from 15 exons. The record is from RefSeq and is a predicted model, not a curated record. Lineage: Eukaryota; Metazoa; Chordata; Mammalia; Artiodactyla; Camelidae.